UCUGCUUCUUAGUUCACUGUUGUCCGGGUUUAUAACUCCUUCUUCCGAAAGCACAUGAAGGCAGCACAACGACCGACGGCAGUAACAGUUACGGCUUGACACUUCGGCUUUUAUAAGUAUCAGCGGCGGCGUCGUUCAGAGAAGUUUCAUUUCAAAAUGUCGAACAUUGGUCCAGACGGUUCUGAUGCAGCGUCUAGUAACCGGCGCCUGCAGCAGACACAAGCACAAGUGGAUGAGGUUGUGGAUAUUAUGCGUGUUAAUGUGGACAAAGUGCUUGAACGUGACCAGAAACUGUCUGACCUGGAUGACCGAGCAGAUGCACUGCAGGCUGGAGCCUCCCAAUUUGAGACCAGUGCUGCUAAACUUAAAAGGAAGUACUGGUGGAAGAACUGCAAGAUGUGGGCCAUCCUGAUAGCUGUUAUAGUGAUCAUCGUCGUCAUCAUUAUUAUUUGGAGUACCUCAUAAAACAGCAAUGAUGCAGGGGAGCGGAGUGUAGGAGCAAUAAAGGAGAGGAGUAAUGUGCAUAAUUAAUAUCUCAGAGCAAAAGGUCAUGUGAUUACUGACUACUGAGCUCCACAACAUUUUCUCCCACCUGCAGGGGUCUUCAUUCCUUGUCCUGCCUUUGUGUGUGUGUGUGUGUGUGUUUAAUGAAUUGUUACUUUGCAUUACUUCCAUCAUACCAGAAGUGCUUUAUUUUAAUGCCAUGUCAUAAAGAAACCAAAGAAACCAAAAGAAAACAAGUUGCCUUAAAGUAAAAUCUUAACUCUCUUAACAUCCUUUUAUCAUUUAAAAAAUGAUGAAUGUGAAUGAAUUGCCCCCAACUAACAACAUAACUAACCACACACACACACCAUCUGAAACUCAGGACCUGAAGUGAAGAUAUCUGUUGUAAAUUCUCCUCAACUUACAUUUGCUUUUUAUGUUUCACUGUAUAACAGCCAUUGAUUUGUGUGCAAGGCUAAGAUAAGUUUUUUUGAAAGUAGGAUGUUCAGUGUUAGAUUGUGGUAGUAAUUCUGUAUCUUGGAAGGAAGACCUCCUUCAGACAUACACACUUGUACUUUUCAGAGUGAGAGGCCAAUAGUUUCUUAUUUUAAUAACAUGAAUUGUGAGAUAAAUUUGGUUGAGUGCUGAUUGAGUUAUUUGUAUAAUAUAACAAUACAGAUGAAUUUCAUUGGUAACCCAGCAACAAAUGUUUGACCAGGACCAGAUGCAAUAGUGCCUACCCUUGACACAGUUGUAGCCUAACAAAGGUUAUGAGAAAACUGACACAUUGGGUCCCAACUGUGCUGAAUUGCCUCAGUUAGAUGCGCUAAAAUAUGUGCCUAAAGGUUUGCUUUGCAAAAUAUCCAAAAACAACGAACAUGCAGCUUUAUACAAACGUAUUACUAGGCUUCUCCGAUGGAGAACAGCCAUAAAUGCAGCCACAGAGCAGCCUCUUUUAAAGCCUUCUAAAUGCUCUGACCAAGCCAGUGCUGUGCUGCUUCCAUCAAUCACCUGAGCUUAUUAACCUUUAACAUAAAUCUACUGGUGAAUCACUGGCAUUUAUCUCACCCAGUCAAUACAAAAUGCUUUACAUGAUAGUUUAUUUUUAUUAUCCUACUAGCAAUAGGGUGUUUGCAAUUCUUUUCAGUAUGUUGAACUAAUAUUUGGGCUCAUUUGGUUUGAGUGUGGAAGAGAAACUCGGGCAAUGACAAAAUGCCGUAUGUGACAGUAUGGUAUAGCUAUACGAAUACCAGAUUUGUUUCGUUAGUUUGCCUUCCCUUCUUUUGUACCAGCUUAUUGAAAUAAAUUUAUUUAAGUGAAAACUGUUUUGGGGUUACUUCUCACAUUUACCUGGAAUUUCAUACAUGUACUGUUUAACAUUUUCAGUAGUUGUUGGACAGCUAACAAUCUUUUUUUAUUUUGACCAUUAUACAUAGUGUAUAUAUAAUAAAAGGAUAAUGAGAAUAAACACUAACACAAGUGUGGGCUCCUCAGACAUUUUGUAGAGUAUAGAAGCAGCCAAACUGUAUAAGCUGUUCUACAGAGAUGAUGUUAUCACAAUUCACAGAACUUUUGUUCUUGUUUUUACCACAAAUUUGAAAUGUAACUUCCAAACAAGUGCAAUUCUACUCUUUUGCCAUAAAGUUUUUUUUGUUUUGCUUGAAUAAACAGAUUUAACUUAAAUCUUAAA
Betta splendens (Siamese fighting fish) is the source of this 2173-nucleotide messenger RNA. It is a transcript of the gene vamp3, whose product is annotated as vesicle-associated membrane protein 3 (cellubrevin). The transcript has 5 exons. Gene Ontology annotation, cellular component: plasma membrane; SNARE complex. The coding region runs from base 157 to 465 and encodes 102 amino acids. Gene Ontology annotation, biological process: vesicle fusion; SNARE complex assembly; vesicle-mediated transport. The record is from RefSeq and is a predicted model, not a curated record. Lineage: Eukaryota; Metazoa; Chordata; Actinopteri; Anabantiformes; Osphronemidae. Gene Ontology annotation, molecular function: SNAP receptor activity; syntaxin-1 binding.